CAUGCGCAUCUGUGCUUUGAGUGGGGGGUGCUCCUCAACUGAAAAUGAUGUUGCAACAGAAAUAAAUUCCUUUUAAAAGUGAAUCAGCUGGUUGUGGGGUUGUCAGUCACGUGUCCUUGCUGAACACAACAGUAUAAAGGAGUUAACAGCGGCUUAGAAGUAGCAGAGUAGAGAGAGAGAAUCAGAAAGCUGUCUGCCUACUAUUCAUCUGCUAGCAUCCAGCACUCAGUAAGAGACAAAGAAAACAUGGAGUCAGCCAAGAAUAUGAGUACAGACACCAAGAAUUCUGAAAGCCCUGUUGGUGACCUGUCAGAGGCACUAAAAGAGUCUACCAAGGAUGUCCACGAACAGGCUGAAAACACAGAGUUCAUGAAGAAUUUUCAGAAGGGGCAAGUUUCAUUGGAAGAGUUUAAGCUGGUAAUGUCCUCAUUGUAUUUUAUCUACUCUGCCCUUGAAGAAGAGAUUGAAAGGAACAAGGAGAACCCUUGCUUUGCGCCAGUCUAUUUUCCAACAGAACUUCACCGCAAGAGCAGCUUAGAGAAGGAUAUGCUGUACUUCUACGGCUCUAAAUGGCGAAGUGUGAUUCAUUGCCCAGAAGCAGUAAAGAAGUAUGUAGAACGACUCCAUUAUGUGGGCCAGAAGGAGCCCCAGCUGCUGGUAGCCCAUGCCUACACCAGGUACUUGGGGGACCUGUCAGGGGGGCAGGUCCUUAAGAAGAUUGCUCAGAAAGCUUUGCAGCUGCCAAGCACGGGGGAAGGACUGGCAUUCUUCACCUUUGAUGCAGUCUCAAGCGCCAUGAAGUUCAAGCAGCUGUACAGGUCACGGAUGAACUCGCUUGAUCUAGACAAAGCCAGCAAGGAAAAGGUUGUGGAGGAGGCCAGGACAGCUUUCCUGCUCAACAUAAAGAUGUUUGAACAACUUCAAGAAAUUACAUCACAGUCACAAACAGCCAAAAAAGAAGAGACAGAUGUCAGGAAACGGGUCAAACAUAUAGCAAAUGGUCAAAGUCACGGUGCAGAAAGCAAUAAGAACAUGUCUACUGUUAGCAGCAGUCCAUUCCUUCGAUAUGUCCUUGGUUUUGGUUUUCUGCUGGCAGUGAUUGCCUUGGGAUUGCAGGCCCUGUAAAAGGAUUCUGGCAUUUAUCUCAAAGAACAUGUAGGAAUUAAAAGAGACUUGAGUUCAGAUUAACAGUGAAGUGCUUUAUAUUUACCUGGUUCUAAACUGCAGUGCCAGCUUUAACACUUCUUCACAAAAUGUAACCUGCUAUAUUCCUAGGACGUCUUGCAGCCAGCCAGUGCUUGCACUAGGUAAGGAAUGGCCUUGCUCAUUAAAGGGAAGAUAAGAAACAGAGCAAAAAAUGGUGCAAAGGGAAAUCACAGCAAGUCAACAAGUUUUCAUCCAUAUGACUGAGUGAAUGAAAUCAAGUUCUCCAUUCAAAGUGCUACAACACAAAAUAGGACUGCAUGAGGGGAAAAAGAUAAUACUGGCUUUCUUGGGCAGAGUCUUAAUAAUUUUGAAGCUAAACUGUUAUGAUGGCAUGCAAUACUAGUACUGAAAUAAUGGUUCUCUGUUGGGUGCCUAGUCUAUGUCAAGUAGGGUGCAGACAUUGUCCUUCUUAUUGCAAAUGGUUAAUUGCUUUCUGUGGUAGCUGCAAAACUCUGGGACGGAUAUUGUGCUGCCUCUGUGACACAAGUAGCCUAAAGAAGGCUGCAUAUUCGUGAAUAAAGGGCAGGCAAAUCAAACCUUCAGUUCUGUUUUCAGUAAGCUUGCAUGCUAGCUACUGCAACACUGUAAGUUAAUUUACUGAAAGUCAAAAGCUUAAUUAGAGGUAGGAAAUUGUAGUCUGGAGCCUGACAGCUGUCACUGAGUCAUCAAAUAGUACAACAUAGGGGUAGUUCUUUUACCCCUUCUUAGGAAAUUGUAGUCUGGAGCCUGACAGCUGUCACUGAGUCAUCAAAUAGUACAACAUAGGGGUAGUUCUUUUACCCCUUCUUUUAAUAACAUUGAGCCAUACCAUUAGUUAAGUAGCAAACACUAGUAAAUAUGUGCCACAGUGCUGCAUGACUAUGUAAAUACUGACUUGCUGUGGUCAGCGCUAUUCAAAGAUGCCACAUCAAAACUACUUCAUGUAGGAGGGAGUGGCAAAUGAUUAUGCCAUCCCUGUCACCUAACUCAUGGUUUCAGACAGGUGUUCAGCUCUGUACAGUAGCAGAUAAGCACAGACGUCAUGUUUCUGCUGUCUGUGGUUAGAGCUGUAUUCAGACUAUAAAGGACCAGAAAUUUAACAAUUUUAAAAUCUUUCUGAAAAGCAAUAUAAUCUAUAAUGUAAAAGGAUGGUGCUAUGUACUAUAAUUUUAUUGUAACGGUUUAGGAAUAUAAACCAACAUUUCAUUUACAUAGAUUAAGGUUGUGCUUUCACAAAACAGUUUCACUGUAAAUUUCAGGAUGAAAGAACACAGUAUUGGUUAUAUGCUGUUUUAGAUCAUAUAAUGUACAGGGUCAAAUCAAGUACAGAGAAGAGAUGCAUGUAAGGAAAUUUGCAUGAACUACUAAAAUGCAAAGAAAGAAAUGAGCUAUAGCAUCAUUUAUUAUCUGUCCCAGAAAGGUAUUAGAACUCUAAUAUUUUCGACCCAGGAUAUAUUUGGCCUGGACCAGUUUGAAUCCAGGAAGUUUGCCUCACAUACUGUUCCUGUCCUGCUUUCAUGGAAGAGAAACAAAAACGCACUUGGACAGUAUUCUUAGUGUUAAGUGGAAUAUUUAUUCUCCAUAGUGAACCUGGAAGGACCUGAAAACAGGUUCUGAGGAGAAAAGGGAUGUAGCAGAAGGAAUUAAACUCCAAGGGCCUUCAGAAAAACUCAAGAUGUUAGCAUUAAGUGAGGGCAAGAAGACUUUUUUCAAGUCCCACUAUCACAGCUGUGAUGGUGUAGUGGUUAAGUGCUGUGACUAUAGUGUACAGGGUCCUGGGUUCAAGACCUGCAAAGGCUAUUUAUUUUGGUUGGGAGGGUGACCUAAUGGUUAAGGUGUUUGUCUUACAAACAAGGUGCAAGGUUUGAGUCUCACAAGGGCAGUUAGCUUACUACUAAUCUAUGAACCUAUGUACAAGGACAAGACCACUGAUGUAGUAAUUUCUGUCAGUAAUGGACAGGUACACAUGAAGCUAACUGACCCCUCAAGACCAGUAAAAUGCACCCCCUAGAGGUACCAGACAACAGCUAUGCUGAAUCAGUAUAUGCAAAUAUUGAGUGCUCCUUCUCCUACCGACAAUGUUCUAACCUGUCCAGGCUUGGCAUGAUUAUUUUAGCUUUUUGACUGCCAACAGUAAAUCAAAAUGUUGACCCCCCCAAAUGUGCUAUACCUCAUUUAUGACCAAAGGUGAGACUGUUUUAUGCUAAUGCUAAAAAUGAGUGGGUGUAUAAGAGAGAGAGAGAGAUAGAUAGAUAGACAUAAAUAUUGGUGUGUCAUCUGCCAGGAAAAAUGUCCAUUCAGUCCAUAUUCUGUCAAGAAAAAAAAUGGGGGGUUGCCCAUAAACCAUUGUUUCUUCCAAGCAGGUGGGAAUAGACAGAUUCUAGAGUAUUUCUGUAAGGAAAUACCACAAAUGAACAUUUUUAUGAAAAUACUGUAUUUUUCCUGCAUUAUGAAAAUAUUUAAGCAACAGUACCCCAAAGGUUAGCUUCUUCUAGUGGGGUUGCACUGAAAAAGGAUUGCGGUUACAGGUUGCCUCAGUUAUAUUUCACUGUUAACCAUAAUGUAUGAAUGGAAGUUAAUUUACAGUGCAAUAUUCACUGUAGUAGCCAUAAAAGUUGUGCAUAGAAAUACUGUUUAAAUACUAGACUUUUUUUCUAGAAGACAGAAAACUAUGAAUUAUUGUUUAAUCCUGUCCAGUAGACUAACUUCUAAAGAGUUAGUGCAUUCUGUAAUAAGAACCAAAAAGCUUGAGACUGUGCAUGCUGUGUUACUACUUUAAACUUGUAUUUGUUGAUUUUUAUUUUAGAUUGCUCCUGUCAUGUACAAUGUAAUAUAGCCACAAAAGUGUUCUAAUAAACAGGUUUGAGUAACAUACCACUACAUGGACAUAUGUGUUACGAUGCUUUCCAUUGUAACACCUUUUCAGCUUUUUAUAAUGUACUUAUUCAGUUUUUUUAAUGCCAUGUGGUUAAGCAGCAUCUGGGACCAAACUGCUGUAUCAUUGAUGGGCAUUUAUAGUAUGUAAUUGCACUGCAUGGAUCUGUGCAAUUCAUCUUAAGACAGUGAUGUUACAACUGACAUUCUGCAAUAAGACUUGAUGCCAGUAACCUAGCAGAAAAAAAAAUCAGGACAAGGUGUGUUGCAGUUUCCCCCAUCCCAAACUGUGAUGUUAUGUUUCAUUUGUUUUAUGUCAUUCACUGGGUUAAUGCCACUGAGAAGUUCAUUUACAGAAAAGAAAAGCUCCACAGUACAAAACUCUUGAGACAGUUCAUUGUAGUGCCAGUUAUAUGUAUCCCAUGGCAAACCUGUGCAUUUUGACAGUAGCAGCCUUUAACAGCAUGAAGAUCCAGUCUGUUUCUAUAAUACCUGCUGUAUGUCUUAUUCAGUUUGCCACAAGACAACCAAUGUUACUCACUAGUUGCUUAAACAAAGGCACUACUAAAAAGAUCAGUUCAAACUUGGAGCACUAUUUGUAUUUCGUAUAACUAGAAAGAGCAAAAAUAAAAUUCUAUUAAAUUAAGUUCAGAACUACCAAGGUGAAUGGCAAGAUGGAAUGAUACCAAAAUUGAUGCAUUGUUGUCACGGUGGGGAAAAACUGCCAUCUAAAACAGUACUAAAAUGUACAGAUCCAUGUAUUCAAUAAUGUCCAUUACAUAAUGUGAACUAACUGUGUAUCACUCUCAAAGCAGUUCUUGUAACAUUGUGUUUUCUUUUUUAUUUAUCAACAUGCAUAAUAUUUGAAAUUUUUUAAUAAAAUUAUGCUGAGUAAAACAAC
Molecule: messenger RNA, 4960 nt
Organism: Protopterus annectens (West African lungfish)
Lineage: Eukaryota; Metazoa; Chordata; Ceratodontiformes; Protopteridae
Gene: HMOX1
Product: heme oxygenase 1
Exons: 5
Coding region: 247-1125 (292 amino acids)
Biological process (GO): heme catabolic process; response to oxidative stress; heme oxidation
Molecular function (GO): heme oxygenase (decyclizing) activity; heme binding
Source: RefSeq, a predicted model, not a curated record